ACAAAGUUGAGCUCAUAAUUAACAAACAAUAGUAUUUUGUAGCUGGUUCUUUCUUUUGAUAGAACAAUGACUUAUGUUAAGCUUGCUCCUUUUGCUGUCUUUAUGCUUGCCGCAUUCUUGAUAUUCCCAAUGAAGAAAGUUGAAGCAGCAUUUUGUUUCCGUGUUCCUUGCAAUCCGGAUUAUGGAUGUAAUGGCGAUUGUGUCUGCGCGUUAACUUGGCAUCCAGUUGUUCCUAUGUAUGAAUGUUAUGAUCCUCGUUCAUAUGCAGAGCUUAAGAAGAAGGUUGAGGAACCACCUAAGUUAUGUUGGUCUCAUGCUGAAUGCACAAAAAAGGGUAGUGGCAAUUAUUGUGCUCGUUUUCCUAAUCUUCAAUAUGGCUUGUGUUUCCCCUCUGUCUCUGAAGCAGUAAACGCAUUCAAGAUGGCCUCUAGCUUGAAAUUCGAAAAAGACUUCUUGAAGAUGUCUCUUCCUGCUUAAUAUCGAUAUUAUGCAUUUAUGUACUACUUUAAAUAAGUAGCGGUCUUUGUUUCCGACUAAAAUAAUUGGGUUUCUUAAUCUCCAUCCAAAUUUCAAUAAUGAUGUAUGUUCAUGGUUUGUCUUUCAUCAGCAUAUCUUAUGCUUUUGUUAGGCUUAGGCAUGUUGUUUAAUUAAUAUAUGUUGUUUCCGUUGAAGUUGGUUUUGAAGUUAUUUUUAGUCUGAUAUGUGUCCUACAUUGCUCAGGUUCUUGGGCUGUUGAGUGUAUAAAUAUGCUUGAGUAUCUUCA
Molecule: messenger RNA, 763 nt
Organism: Medicago truncatula (barrel medic)
Lineage: Eukaryota; Viridiplantae; Streptophyta; Magnoliopsida; Fabales; Fabaceae
Product: albumin-1
Exons: 2
Coding region: 67-477 (136 amino acids)
Source: RefSeq, a predicted model, not a curated record